Lachnellula hyalina is the source of this 858-nucleotide messenger RNA. RefSeq names its product Decarboxylase (gene novR). Gene Ontology annotation, molecular function: actin filament binding. The record is from RefSeq and is a predicted model, not a curated record. The coding region runs from base 1 to 858 and encodes 285 amino acids. Lineage: Eukaryota; Fungi; Ascomycota; Leotiomycetes; Helotiales; Lachnaceae. Gene Ontology annotation, cellular component: cytoskeleton. The transcript has 5 exons.
AUGGCACCAACAGCAACCACGCUCACCUCGGAAUCUGCAUCCAACGCCUCCGUCGGCGCCAAAGGAACAACCACCUCGGGAAAGAAACUCAAGAUCCGGUCGUAUCCCCAGUUCGAGAGCUUGGAGGAGGAGAGGCUGUACAGGAAGCAGCAUUUGGCUGCUGCAUUUAGAGUAUUCGCGGAGCGGGGAUUUGAUGAGGGUGUUGCGGGACAUAUAUCAGUCCGCGAUCCUAUCCUAACGGAUCACUUCUGGCUCAAUCCGCUCUCGCAACACUUCUCUCAGAUCUCCGUCUCGGAUCUGAUUCUCGUGAACGAGGAUGGAGAUGUGGUUGAGGGCGAUGAGCCUAUUAAUGCCGCGGCUUUCGUAAUUCAUUCCGAGAUUCACAAAGCACGUCCGGACGUCCAUGCUGCGUGCCAUGCACACUCCGUGUACGGCAAAGCGUUCAGCGUCUUCGGGCGCGAGCUCGACAUGAUAACGCAAGACUCGUUGCGGUUCUUCCGCUCCCAUUCCGUAUACGACAACUUUGGCGGCGUUGUGCUGGACCGCGAGGAAGGGAGACGGAUUGCGAGGUGUCUUGGGGAUAGAAAGGCGUGUAUCUUGCAGAACCAUGGGCUAUUGACGGUGGGCGGGAGCGUGGAUGAAGCGGCGUUUUGGUUUAUGAGUCUGGAUAAAACUUGUCAUGCGCAGUUGCUGGUUGAUGCUGCGAGUGCUGGGAGUGGACGGGAGAAGAAGUUUAUUGGGGAGGAGGAGGCGAGGUUUACUUAUAAUCAGGUUGGGACGCCGGAGAAGGGUUGGUUGGCUUUUCAAGGGUAUUAUGAUGAGAUUCUGGCGAAGACUAAUGGAAGUUUUCUUAAGUGA